This is a messenger RNA of Pollicipes pollicipes, 2413 nucleotides long. Its product is annotated as endoplasmic reticulum mannosyl-oligosaccharide 1,2-alpha-mannosidase. Gene Ontology annotation, molecular function: calcium ion binding; mannosyl-oligosaccharide 1,2-alpha-mannosidase activity. The coding region runs from base 189 to 2207 and encodes 672 amino acids. Gene Ontology annotation, biological process: carbohydrate metabolic process; mannose trimming involved in glycoprotein ERAD pathway. The record is from RefSeq and is a predicted model, not a curated record. Gene Ontology annotation, cellular component: membrane; endoplasmic reticulum. NCBI's taxonomy places the organism in Eukaryota, Metazoa, Arthropoda, Thecostraca, Pollicipedomorpha, Pollicipedidae. The transcript has 14 exons.
CUUUGUUACCUGCAUUAAUGCUUCCAUUGGUUCGGAUGUAGUGUUUACCCUGGAGGUGGAUUCAACCAAUAUGUUGUGAAUAAUGCAGAUCCCUGGCAACUUCGGGGCUCGCCCAGUCCUGGGAUGCAUAUGCGUGGAGGACAGUCGCCUCAUACCUACUCCGGGGUUUUUUGUUAUCCGGGAUCGCAAUGGCAGAUUUUGGCAUCAGCACCCUGUCAGCCUCCCAGCUACCCCUUCUAGGAACUACACAGACAUCUCCAAGGAAAACAAUAUGGAGGCGAUGGAAUCAACUAUCUAGGCUUCAAAAGAAUAUGGCAUGUUUGGUGCUGGUCGCGGUCACAUUGGUCGUCAUUUACGUCCUCUCACUGGAACACGACUCAAGUGUUGAACAAUCCACAUCGAAAGCCAACGAUGUGCGGGAUGCAUUGGAAAACGUGCCGCCGGCUCUUGCUCCGGACGCGGCGAAGCCCGCAGAGAAGAAGCUCAUGCGCCGUGUGGUGGGCAGGGCGUACGGCCGGGGCGAGCAGCACGCCGGCCCCAACAUCGAGCACUUGCGUCGGGACGCUCUGGACGCCGCCGGCAACAAGGUGGAGCGCGUCGACAAGGUGCUGCACCUGCACAGGGUCGACAAGGUCGGCGAGGAGGAGGGCGACGACGACCCGAGCGGGGCGCGCCGGCCGCCGCGCGACCCGGAGCGCGACGACCUGGAGCCGGUCGAGGUCAAGCCCGAGGCGCUGGUGCCGGGGCCCGCCGAGCGCGCCGCCCUUCGCUUCCCAGGUCCCAGCAACGAGCGACAGGAGGCGGUGGUGAAGGCGUUCCAGCACGCAUGGCAGGCCUAUAGCAGAUACGCGUGGGGCCAUGACCACCUGAAGCCAAUCUCGCAGCAGCCGCACGACUGGUUCGGCCUGGGUCUGACGCUCAUCGACAGCCUGGACACCAUGUACAUCAUGAACCUGAUGGACGAGUUCCACGAGGCGCGCGACUGGGUGGCCCACCACAUGAACCUUGACGUUUCCGACUACGUCAACCUGUUCGAGACGACCAUCCGCGUGCUGGGGGGCCUGCUCAGCGCCCACCACCUGUCGCAGGACGACGUCUUCCUCAAGAAAGCGAUCGACCUGGGCGACCGGCUGCUGCCGGCGUUCGAGACGCCGUCGGGCAUCCCGUUCUCGGACGUGAACCUGAUGACGCGGCGGGCGCGCGGCCCCGCCUGGAACCCGGACAGCUCGACGGCCGAGGUGGCCACGCUUCAGCUCGAGUUCAACCAGCUGAGCCACAUCUCCGGCGACAGCAAGUACUCGGACAAGGCGACGGCCGUGUCCCGCCACAUCAGCGGCCUCGCCAAGAAGGAGGGCCUCGUGCCCAUCUACAUCAGCACCAAGGACGGCCAGUUCCGCCAGUACUCGGUCGUCACCAUGGGCGCGCGAGGCGACAGCUACUACGAGUACCUGCUGAAGCAGUACGCCCAGCUGGGGCAGCCGCUCGCGCACUUACGAGAUGACUUUAAUGCUUCAGUCCAAGGUAUUCAACACCUUCUAGUCAAGAAGAGCAAACCGAACGAGCUCACGUUCCUUGCCGAGCUUAUGAGCGGUGGAAAGAAUAUCAAACCAAAAAUGGACCACCUGGCCUGCUUCCUGCCGGGCACGCUGGCUCUGGGCGUGCGUCUCGGCCUGCCCACCUCCUACAUGAAGCUGGCCGAGGAGCUGGCGCACACCUGCUACCUCACCUACAGCCGGCAGCCGACCGGCCUGGCGCCCGAGAUCACCUACUUCAACAUGAACUCAGACGCUACGGAGGACUUCUACGUGAAGCCGCUGGACGCGCACAACCUGCUUCGGCCGGAGACGGUCGAGUCGCUCUGGUACCUGUACCACCUGACUGGCAACAAGACGUACCAGGACUGGGGCUGGAACAUCUUCCAGGCUUUUGAGAAGUAUACCAAGGUGCCAACCGGGGGCUACACCAGCAUCGGCAAUGUGCUCGACCCGGACAACCUGAGCCCGCGCGACUCGAUGGAGUCGUUCUUCCUGGGUGAGACGCUCAAGUACCUAUAUCUCCUCUUCUCCGACGACCAGCGCACGCUCAACCUCAACGACUUCGUCUUCAACACGGAGGCGCACCCGCUGCCGGUGCUGCGCCGGCCGCCAGCGCCGGCGCGGGCGCCGGUGCCGCGGCCGGUCGUGCGGCCCGGACACGACUACAUCUGAGGCCACGCCACGGUUCUGAGGCCGCGCGACCCGGCCUGUCUGCCUCAGGUCGGCCGCCCCGCCGGCGGGCAGCCUCGUGCCCGCUCGGCAGGCGGCCCAUUCGCACUGUGAUAUGAAAUGAAGCACCGGCUCCUCUCGCGACGCGCGGCGCGUGCGCGCGCGGUGCCGCCCUCCUGGGCGGGCGUGAGGCUCGGCGUGCGCCGCGU